UCUGGCAACUAUAGCUAUAUAUUGCAUAUUGGAGCAAAACACAUGCGCGUCUGCAAAGAGGAGAAAAUUAACCACAAAAAUGCCUAAGAAAUACACUUUCAUACCAUGGAGAACUAAAGAUGAGUUUGAAAGGAUUUAUCACAAACUAUUUCAAGGAGAUCCUGGAGAGAAAAAGACAGCUAUUGAUAGGAUAUCUUCAUGGAAUUCUAGGUACAAGAAGUUACCAGUAGCCAUAAUAUGUACAAAAAACCUUGUAGAACUCCAACUUGGAAUGCCUGCACAGCAAAAUGGAAACACAAGCACAUUUAUAAUGGCAUGCACACUUGCCAUUACUAGGUUUGUCAAUCUGAUGACUGAGGAAAAGCAGAAAUUUGGAAGAGGUAUGCCUGUUCAUGAGGUUGCCAUGACAAUUGGCCUUCCAAAGUGGAUUGUUGAUAUUCGUCAUCAAGGAACUCAUGGACACAUGCCUAAACAUGCCAUCCUAGAGAGUGCUCUUAGGUUCAGUCUAGAUUGGUUGAAGGAAACCUUCUGGGAGGCACAGAUCAAGGAGAUGUGUGCAGAUAGGAUCGUUCAAGAAGGAGACUUUGACUUACAGACUAUAGAAAAGCUCAAAGGAAUCUUGAGUGACUACAUGGAUUGCAUGGGGAGUUCAAGCAUUCUUGUAAAUGGUCGUCCACAUCACAGGGAAAGAGAGGUCUUGCAGAAACUGAACAAGCCACUGAGGAAUCAUCCUUCCAAGAAAUACCUUGCCUAUCUUCUCACCCAAGAUGGAUACUUGGUUCCAACUCCUGAACAAGAAAGAGCUCUUGGCAUCAGCGAUGGAGUGACUUCCCCGCAGGAUGACAACCUCCCUGGAUCUCUUGUGGCAUUGUGGAAACCACUCCUUGACUUCACCGUGUCCUGUGGUCUAGAGCAUCUUAUCAUGGAAUCCAUCAUCAACCUGCUCUCCCGCUUCACCUCCGGGAAUCCAGUAGAAGCCAAGUCGGGACCAAUCGUGAGAUACCUCCUCGGUUGGGCCAAACACCUCAUCAAGAGAAACGGCAUUACUCAAAGAUCAGAGUCUACCACUAGAGAGAGCCCUCCCCAGAAGAAACAUAAACGGGAUGCAUCCGAGUGGAGCAAGACGUUGAAGAAAUGCAUAGAAAAACCAAACAAGCAUUCCAUGGAACUCUUGCCGAGCCUUCUAGAGUGUCAGGAUCCUCGUCUUGAGAAAUCUGCAGAGGAAAAAUUGAUAAAGCUUGCUGAGACCAUAGUCCACGGACCAAAUGGAAUGUCUCUUUCAACUAAUGGCCUGCCCUCUCUCAAUGACAUGGAGGCAAUGAUUGACUCCAAGACCAGACAGAAACGCAAGGGGAAUCCAAUGUUAGGUAUUCUCUCUGACGGGAAGAAAGGUGCUCAGAAUAGGACAGUCGUAGAUUCAGCACAGCCGUGGCAUCUCAGCGAUGACCUUGUUGAUUGGAGCCACACCCCUCUUGGUGUGUUACCUUGGCAACCAGAUGAUCCAGACUUCUUCCAGCUUGGGACUCUGGCAUCAAAGCAGUCUUCUGAUUCUUAGAUAUUAGAUAAGCAGUACUUGCCAAAAUACUAUUUAAGAGUAUUUAAAGAAUAUUUAGAUAUGCAUUCAAGAGAACCUGUGCAUUCAUUGGUGCAUUUCGCACAAAUUUUUAGAAGCCAGUUAAAACGGAGAUGAGAAAGUUAUAUGAUUGAUUGUAGGAGUAUAAUCAUUUAUAUUUGUAAAAAUUUGUUAACAAAAUUGUCAAAUGUCCUUUGAUUUCUCAUAAGUUGAACCACCAUUGUGUAUGUUUAACACAGUGCACCAUGGAUCGAUGUCAGAGGUUGUAAGUUGAAGCUUAUGUUCCUGUGGCCUGCAGUCUUAACUGCAAAUCUGAUAUAAAAGAAUUAGAAGCCAAUCAAUAGAAUCCUCAAGAGAGUAUGGACCAUCUUUUUAAAAUGUUUUUCCAUGGAUUGGAAAUAUACUUCAUAUGUUCCUCUGCAGUUCUAGAAAGUAUGUGGAUUUGAAAUGGAAUUUUAAUGAAUGAUGAGUGAUUUUGCUUUCAUUCAUUUCUAGAUUUCCAGUCUUUGGGAUGAUUAAAAUUUUUAAAGACAUUUUAUACAAUGAUUUUGAAAAAAAAAAAUUUGCAUAAUUUUUCCAACAUGAGUGCAAUAAUACAUGUAACUGAAAUAGGAAUUAUGGACUACAGAUUGAAUACUUUCUCCACCUUAAGUAUACAUUUAUGUACUGUGCUCUUGUUUCAAUGAAAUUUGCAUGUAUUUUGAGAGAGUAAUGGUGAUUUUUGCAAGUUUAAAUGUAGAAUAUCCUUAAAUGGUCACAUGAAAAGAAAAGGGGAUUCUGACCACAUAAAGACAAUCCCUGUAAUGAAUACAAGAUUUACAGUGCAUAUGUUACACUUGAUACAAGCUACGGAUAUCAGUUUUGUUGACUUGACACCAGACGACAUGGCGAGCAUGGGAAUCGAAUACUUGUAAGAGCAUAGACAUAGCAUUUAACACUUAUUUUAUAGUAUCUGAGUAGUACUUUUGCUCAGCUGGUUUUUCUUUUAUUUGUGAGAGUUCUGAUUUGAUUUGUCCUAGCCUUCAUCAAAGAGAUAUAAUGGUGUUUGUGCAACUUGAUGCUCUCGCAGACAUGAUGCGGCAAAGCUCAGCAUCAUUUGGUGUACAAAGUGAAUGAAAUAUUUUGUAGUCAAACCAGUCAGAUGAUAGCGAUGAAAUAAGUUUGUCAUUGGAUUGUCCACACUACUUAUUCCCUGUUCAAGUCUUUUAACUAUCAUCAUUGAGGUUUUAUGCAAUAUCAUAUCAUUCUGGCAUAUAAAGUAGCAUCACACGGCACAACUCAAAAUACAUGUAGGGAACAAGAUUUGCUUUACUGAAAAGUUAGUGGACUUUAACACUGCCUUAUACUGUGUGAGUCUGAAAUAACUGUGACCCCUAUAAAAAAAAAUGCAAAUUUGAUGAGAAAACAGUCAUGAAAACAAUUAUUGUAUACAUUCUGAAAGAAUGUCAUCUGCCAAAUAAUUUAUCAUUGUAUGUGGUAUAUUGUUAAUUUUAUGCUCUGAUAAUCCACUGUUAUCCUUUACUGUGACGUAUCAAUUUGGGCAUGACUUUGAGUACUCAUUUUUUUUUCAAAUUUCGCUCGGUUGAAAUAUCAUCUAUCCCUUUCAAGAGAUCAUUAGCAUGGAAAAAUCACCAUCUUGCAUGUCUCUCUGAUCAUCGUAGAGAUGCUAAUGAAUAUUCAUGUUACUUGUAAAAUUAACAUAGUGCGCAUGUGCAAUGAACAAAAGUUCGUAGGAAAAGAAAUUUCGCCGGUUGGAUAGGGUUAAAAAGAGAUUAUUUUCUGUCAACAUUGUCUUAUGAUAGAUAUGAAAUCCUGGCAAGUUGAUAAUGCAGUAUUUCUUUAUCAGAGAAUGGUGUUAUUUUACACUAAAUUUUACCAAUAAUACACAUGAGUGAGGGCAUUAGUAUACAAGUAAUGAAUGUUAAUGAGUGCAAUGGACAGAAUAUUUUGGUGAAUGGAUGAAGUAUUCUGCCCAUUGCACGAAUGAGAAAAAAAUCAUUGUUUUAUAUGACACCUAAAAAUAGAUCCUCAUCAAAAGUGCAUUCAGUGCAAGCACGGUCAGUUGAUUGUGCAUACAUACAACAUGCGCACUGCAAUGGACAAAAUCACAUGGAUUCAAAAUUGCACGGAUGAUGACGUCAUUGUAAAAUGAGCUGAAUGAUCGAUAUCAAACAACCAAUCAAAUGACAAGGAUCUAUCUAGGUGUCAUACAUAAUGAGAAUUUUACACAAUGUAACUUUGGAACAGUUCUAACAUGCCUGAUGCAUAGCCAUAAUGAUAUGCAUUAUUUGUUUUAUAAGAUAGUGAUGUGGAUCCUCUUUAUUUUGGUAAACCAUCCUUAUUUCAAAACCAAACCGAUCAUUUUACUUUAUUCAUGACCACUCAUCACUGGUCAUAUAGUAAAUCAUGUUAUACAUUCUGGCAAAUAAAUACCACUUGGUGCAUGUGUAUCGAACAAA
Messenger RNA from Lytechinus pictus (painted urchin), 4032 nucleotides. RefSeq names its product ribosomal biogenesis protein LAS1L-like. NCBI's taxonomy places the organism in Eukaryota, Metazoa, Echinodermata, Echinoidea, Temnopleuroida, Toxopneustidae. The coding region runs from base 80 to 1555 and encodes 491 amino acids. The record is from RefSeq and is a predicted model, not a curated record. Gene Ontology annotation, cellular component: preribosome, large subunit precursor; Las1 complex. Gene Ontology annotation, biological process: maturation of 5.8S rRNA; maturation of LSU-rRNA. Gene Ontology annotation, molecular function: endonuclease activity. The transcript is spliced from 11 exons.